CAACAAGCUACGACUGUUGUUGCCAUCCACCCAUACGUUGACAAAUAGACUACACAGCUAAAAUGUAUAUACCAGCUUUCAGAACAGCCAUAACUCGUGUGGCGGCUGCUCGCCCUAUGAUACAAAGCCAGAGAUUAUUCUCCGUAAGCCAAAUAACGAAUGAAAAGUCCAGCGAAAAAAAGAGUUCUGACUUAGACAAGGCCCUUGAAGAAUUGGCUGACUUGAAACUUGCAUCUCAAGAUUUACCAAAGGCAGACGAAGAAACGCUUGCUACGGCCAGACUUAUAGACACUUUUUCCCAAUAUAAUCCAAAGACGGUAACAGAAGAGGUUAUUGCACCUGAUGCCAAAAGUCCAAUCCCAAUCAACGCAGAGCUGAAUUACUAUGCACCACUCAAACAUGAAAUCAAAUAUGGAGAUCUCAAGGCCGAGGUUGUGUUCAAGUGUUUUGAUCCUGUUAAUGUUGAGUUUUUCUGUGAUUUCGCUUUGAGAGCGGCAUAUUACUUAGGACUCCCUGCAACUGGCCCAAAACCAAUUUCAACCAAAAGAGAAAGAUGGACUGUUAUUAGAGCACCUUUUGUACAUGCUAAAUCCAAGGAAAAUUUUGAAAGAAAAACACAUGGAAGAAUGAUUAAGAUCUGGGAUUCGGAUAACGAAGUCGUUGAUCUGUGGUUGGCUUAUUUGAAAAAGAACUCAGUUUGGGGUGUAGGUGUCAAAGUUAACAUGUACACUCAAGAACCUCUCAAAUUAGCAGACAAGAUGGCAAGAUUGGAAGGUGGUGAACAAUCACUCUCUGACCUCAAAUCUUCAGUUGAAACUUUAUCCAACGAUGCUGCCAAUCCUGUUUCACAGAAGGUAUUGGAGCUUUUGAAAGAUCCUGUAUUCACUAGACACAUGUCCGAGAGCGAAAUGGACCAGAUCGACUCGAAAUCAAAAACUAUUGAAAAAUAGCUCAGUCCAAACGUUUAUAGAGAAGAUUAACGACUUACUUUUCUAUCGAAUUACCAUGUACAUAUAAAUUAAUAUAAACAAAACAAUUUAUAUAAUAGAUCAUUUAACAUUCUAUCCAUACAUAUCCCAACCCUCGUCCUCUUCUUCACUAUCAACAAGUUCCACCUUGUUUUUCUUAACGGUGACGUCCGUCCUGCACAACGGGCAGGUUCUGUUUAGCUUUAGCCAAGGACCGAUACACUCUAAAUCAAAUCUGUGUUGAGAAUUACACGGUAACUCAACAACCAAUGGAUGUUUAUCACUUUUGUAAUCAUUUGUACAAAUCGGACA
Molecule: messenger RNA, 1280 nt
Organism: Pichia membranifaciens NRRL Y-2026
Lineage: Eukaryota; Fungi; Ascomycota; Pichiomycetes; Pichiales; Pichiaceae
Exons: 1
Coding region: 63-950 (295 amino acids)
Biological process (GO): translation
Cellular component (GO): mitochondrion; ribosome; small ribosomal subunit
Molecular function (GO): structural constituent of ribosome
Source: RefSeq, a predicted model, not a curated record